Messenger RNA from Thelazia callipaeda (thelaziosis nematode), 744 nucleotides. NCBI's taxonomy places the organism in Eukaryota, Metazoa, Nematoda, Chromadorea, Rhabditida, Thelaziidae. The record is from the annotation of a GenBank genome assembly.
AUGGAUGAUGUUGCUAUUAGUGUGAAAACAAAAUCUUCGGUUGAACGGUGGAAGCGAAUGGGUUAUACCAAUGUAUGUACUACCAACACCGAUCUCAUUAAAACUCACGGUAGAGGAAUUGUUUUUUUAGUAGUAAAACCUCAUGUACGUAUGGCUGUGUUUAAGGAAUUAGACAGUAAUUCAUUUGUUGAUACUCCAUUAAUAGUUUCUGUGAUGAAUGGAGUUGAUGUGAAUACACUGGAAAGUGAAGUGUCACUGAAAGGUUACCCUUCAAAUUGUGGAUUGGUACGCUUAAUGACAAACUUAUCCACUUCUGUAUGUGCUGGGGCGUCAGUUUUCUGUACCAGUUCAUUCUUACAGCAAAAGAAGAUUGAUGUGAUCAUGUGCCUUAUGCAAUAUACUGGUAUAUGUCUGAAAAUAGAUGAAAAUGCUUUCAAUGCAGCUACAGCAAUUGCUGGGUGUGCGCCAGCUUUUAUAUUUUUGGCUAUAGAAGCAUUGGCUGAUGGCGGUGUUCUUGGAGGCAUUGACCGUUCAACCUCAAUAAAACUUGCUACCCAGGCUGUUAUGGGAGCCGCAAAAAUGGUUGCAAACUUAAAAAAACAUCCAGCAGUUUUGAAAGAUGAAGUUUGUUCUGCAGGGGGCAGUACAAUAUAUGGUGUGAAGGAACUGGAAAAAAAAGGUUUUCGAUCUGCUCUCAUUGAGGCAGUGCAUACGUCAACACAACGUAGCUCAGGACUAAUUUAA